Sarcophilus harrisii (Tasmanian devil) is the source of this 1426-nucleotide messenger RNA. It is a transcript of the gene GUCA2B, whose product is annotated as guanylate cyclase activator 2B. Gene Ontology annotation, cellular component: extracellular region. The transcript has 3 exons. The coding region runs from base 138 to 470 and encodes 110 amino acids. The record is from RefSeq and is a predicted model, not a curated record. NCBI's taxonomy places the organism in Eukaryota, Metazoa, Chordata, Mammalia, Dasyuromorphia, Dasyuridae. Gene Ontology annotation, molecular function: guanylate cyclase activator activity.
UCCUUCUUUGACGGAAAGAUUAAUAAGUUACCAAGAAGCCAUUAUCGGGACUUAAAAAGCCCCGGAGAGAAGUCAGGGUGGAAGUCAGGAGGUGAAGGAGAAGAGGAAGACCAGAGGCAAGCCGACUGUAAGCUGGCAUGAAGGUCCCGGCGUUCCCCGUGGCUGUCGCUGCCAUGCUCUUGAUUCUGGCCCAGAGCACCCAGUCCGUCUUCAUCAAGUAUGGAGACCACCAGGUGAGGCUGGAGUCUGUGAAGAAGUUGGAUGAACUCUUGGAGCAGUCUCAGGAUUUGAGUAUCCAAAUAAAAGCCCAGGGGGACCUGUCCAUCCUGUGCAACAACCCAGCACUGCCCUCUGACCUCCAGCCAGUCUGUGAGAAUCACCAAGCUGCCAACAUCUUCAGAGCCCUGAGAGACAUCGCCCAAGAUGACUGUGAAAUUUGUGUAAAUGUGGCCUGCACAGGCUGUUACUGAGACAGCAUCAGUCCUCCUCCCCACUCCAGUGAAUUUCUGCUGAUUCUGCCUUUUCCCCAACCUGACCUCCCUUCCUACUCCCACCCCACUUCACACACAUAAAAGUACAAAUGUCUAAAGAUGGAGACCUCCGGUCCACUUCAUGGGAAACAGGGGAAAGUGCUGGACUCCUGUCUUCUCUAAGCUAUGUCUGAUGAGGGAGGGGCAUCUCUCCAUAAGUGAUGUCUGAGGGCCCUACCAGGUCUGAUCAGGAAGUACAAGCUGAGCCAAGUUGAGUCAAGAUGCUAAACUGAUACCUCACCCCCAACACUACCAGGAACCUGAAGCAAGGCCUGGAGGAAGCCACAGGUGGAGAAGUCCAAGGCCAGCCUCCAUGUGGGGCAGCACAGCACCCCCUUCUCCCAUGUUCCCAUAUCACCACAGCCCAGAGGAAGAAAUAUCCUCAUGGUGAUAGAAGGGCCUCCAUCUCCAUCACCACCCCCAUUAUCAUCAGGACCAGCAUCAGCAUCCUUUGUGGGGAGUUCUCAUCAUUUGGAGCUGAACCUUGGACAAAGAAAUUUAAGCAGUCACAACUCCUACCCUUGAUGAGUUUUCCUCAUGCAAUCUCAGACAGACUUCCUGUAGAGCCCCAAACUCUUGGAACCCUGCUAGCCAGUGAAUAAAGAAUUUAUAAAUAUGCUGAGAAAUGAGGAAGUGUUUUCCAUUGCUGGGGGCUAAGGGAGCAAGGAGACUGAAGCUUUGUGUAAACCAAAGGCCCAAGAGCAUCUCUUGGUUUGAUGAAGGAAGCACUAAAGACUCGUCGAUUAGGAUUAGAGGGAUUAGACCAGAGAGAGCAUUUCCUGUUCUCUUCCAAUUAUCCAAGAAGCCUUAAUGGACUGCCCAUUCCACUUGGGGAGUUUGCUAAUGCUUAAGAAGUUUUCUCUUUAUAGUAAACUAAAAUCUGCCUUUCUGAAACU